AUGAGAAGUUGCUGGACAGCCGAAUGGUUUAGAGAAAUCGCGGAGAACAGAAACUCGGUUGCAAACGACAAGAAUGUUGGCAAGGGUAAGAAGAAGUUUGAUGCAUCUUCAAGUGCUCGAGAAACUACUUUUUCAUUGGUGGAUGAUGAGAUUCUUGAAUUCUUUAAUGACAAGUGCCAAGGUAGAAUUAUGGCCAAACAACACUACUACAAAGUUAGAAUUGUUGAAGACCUUCAUAUUCCAAAAAAUUUGAGUCAAAUGAAUCAUCAAGGCAUCAACUACUUUUUACGGCAGGCUCAAGACUACAAUGAAGACUUGAUGUAA
Vicia faba (fava bean) is the source of this 324-nucleotide messenger RNA. The record is from the annotation of a GenBank genome assembly. Lineage: Eukaryota; Viridiplantae; Streptophyta; Magnoliopsida; Fabales; Fabaceae.